UUGACCAGGCUUUGCCAGGUAUUUCCCAAGUAUUAACAUACUUUGGGGUAUGUUAAAAUAUAACCUGCAUUGGAAGUCUUAUUCACUCUUGUAUCCCUAGUAGAUGUUCAGUAAAUGCUUGAUCUGAGUUGAUCAUUUUAUUCCCAGUUCUGUAUGUCCUCAUGAACAGGACAUUCUCAGCUUUUUUCUUUCACCCAUGAGGCCCUCAUGUAAACUUUGAGAAGGGAAACUUGGAUAGAAGUACCCUCUGGAAAGUGGUACUUUAGCACUUCAGCUUCUCCCAGGGCCCCACUAGCCACAUGGUGUUAAUAGUUGGAACAUCUUUGUCUAGGAAACAAACGGGGAAGGCUCCUGGAUCCUCUUCCCACAGAAGCAGAGUGCACCGAUCCACAGCUUCAGUCUCAUCUGGAUGAAGUUGUGUAGAUGGGGCACUGCCUGCAGAGCAGGUCCUGCCAGCCUCGCUAGAGAGGAUGCCCCCGUGUCCGUGAUGGGCUGUGGGACAAGCAAGGUCCUUCCUGAGCCGCCCAAGGAUGUCCAGCUGGAUCUGGUCAAGAAGGUGGAGCCCUUCAGUGGCACUAAGAGUGAUGUGUACAAGCACUUCAUCACAGAGGUGGACAGUGUUGGCCCUCUCAAAGGUGGGUUCCCAGCAGCCAGUCAGGGUGCAAACCCCAGCCCUGGUGCCCCCCGCACCGGCCACACAGAGCCUCCCUCGGAACCACCACGCAGGGCCAGGGUAGCUAAGUACAGGGCCAAGUUCGACCCUCGUGUGACGGCCAAAUACGACAUCAAAGCUCUGAUCGGCCGAGGCAGCUUCAGCCGAGUGGUACGAGUGGAGCAUCGGGCCACCCGGCAGCCCUAUGCCAUUAAGAUGAUCGAGACCAAGUACCGGGAGGGGCGGGAGGUGUGUGAGUCAGAGCUGCGUGUGCUGCGCCGGGUGCGCCACGCCAACAUCAUCCAGCUGGUGGAAGUGUUUGAGACUCAGGAGCGCGUGUAUAUGGUGAUGGAGCUGGCCACUGGCGGAGAGCUCUUCGACCGCAUCAUUGCCAAGGGCUCUUUCACUGAGCGCGACGCCACUCGGGUGCUACAGAUGGUAUUGGAUGGCGUCCGAUACCUGCACGCACUGGGCAUCACACACCGGGACCUCAAGCCGGAGAAUCUGCUCUACUACCACCCUGGCACCGACUCCAAGAUCAUCAUCACUGACUUCGGCCUGGCCAGUGCCCGCAAGAAGGGUGAUGACUGCCUGAUGAAGACCACCUGUGGCACGCCUGAGUACAUUGCCCCCGAGGUCUUGGUCCGCAAGCCCUACACCAACUCUGUCGACAUGUGGGCUCUGGGCGUCAUCGCCUACAUCCUGCUCAGUGGCACCAUGCCCUUCGAGGAUGACAACCGCACCCGGCUGUACCGGCAGAUCCUCCGGGGCAAGUACAGUUACUCGGGGGAGCCCUGGCCCAGUGUGUCCAAUCUGGCCAAGGACUUCAUUGACCGCCUGUUGACGGUGGACCCUGGCGCCCGUAUGACUGCACUGCAGGCCCUGAGGCAUCCGUGGGUGGUGAGCAUGGCAGCCUCUUCGUCUAUGAAGAAUCUGCACCGCUCCAUCUCCCAGAACCUCCUCAAACGCGCCUCCUCACGCUGCCAGAGCACUAAAUCUGCCCAGUCCACACGGUCCAGCCGCUCAACACGCUCCAACAAGUCCCGCCGAGUGCGGGAGCGAGAGCUGCGGGAGCUCAACUUGCGCUACCAGCAGCAGUACAAUGGCUGAGCUGCCAGCGGGAUGCAGACGUGGCGGGCCCCAGCCGGGCCACACACUGCUGGGGCCAGCGACCUCUCUAGAGAUAGACCUGCAUGGUCCAGGGUAGGUAAAUGGCCCCAGCCCCUUCUCUGUGCCUGCAGUGUCCCCAUCUUCACCCUGGGCCUGAACCUGGUGCGACAGAGCGGAGGGAGUCCUAGGCCCUAUAAGCCCCAAACCUGAUUUGGCGCAGAUGCUCCUCUUGGUGGACAAGUGCUCUGGUGUAUAUUGGGGAAAGGGCGGCACUUGGCCUUCAGUCUCACCUCUUUCUUGGCUCUCCCCGAGACCAAAGGGGCAUGCACUGCCAGCUAGAGGGUGUCCUGUGGUCUCAGGACUCUUUGGGACAGUUACUUCUGGAACUCCCUUUCCUCUACCAAGCCUUCCUCCCUAACCUCCUGCCCACAUGUUUCAUGGCAUCCUGACCCUCAUGAUUAUCCUCUAGUGAGAGGCCCAGGUAGGCCCAUAACUUGUGCCUUGGCUGGACUUUCAGCCCCUGGCUAAGUCUAAACAGUCUUCCACCUCCCAGCCCAAAUCUGUCUUCCUUCCCGGUGUCCCCAGGGACCCCACCUGGCCCCAGAACUUGCCAGGAUCUCUCGUGGGAAGGCCAUGGAGUGGCCCUUGGCCCUCUGGACUGUGUGGCUGCGUUGGUAGUGGGCUUGCUCCAGGCUCCAGCCUCUGGCUGUGAGGGUUCCUGCCACCAGCCCACCAUCCUCAGUGCCUUCUUUGCAGAGCCUCCUAUCACCUCACUCUCUCCCUUGGAUGCCCGUUCUUUCUAUUCCCCAGGUGCCUCCUUCCCAACUGUGGGGGGUUAAAAGGAGCCCCACUGCUGCUACCUGGGGGAUGGGGCACCUGGGUCAAAGCAAAGGACAGGGGCUUCUGAGGGAGAGCCCCAUCCGGAUUCCAGCACCAGCCCUGGUUCCAACCUUGGUGCUGCCGGUUGUUGCCUCUCUUCAGGCACUCUCUUCCCUCCUCUGCAGCUGCACGAAGGCGCCAUCUAGUGUCGGGCACACGUGUGGACAGCCUAGGAAUGCCCACUGUGCUCUCCUUUUAUCCUCCAAGAGGAAGUGGGAAGGAAGGAGGGUCCUGGGGCUGCUCAACUGUCUCCCCUUCUGCUGAGCUUCUGUUGCAGCUCCCCCUGGAACUUAGCCAUACUGUGUGACCUGCCUCUGAACCCUGAGUGUGGGGGCACUGCCCUCCUCACGGUGGCCUUGCUUGGUCCACCCUGUCCCUGCUUCUUUUCACAGCAUUACCCUUCCAUUCUGGGCCCCACUGAAUCUCUGUCUGGAGGGAGCCCCGUGAGAGGUGGGUGAAAUUGGAUGACUGCUUUCCGACCAUCCCCCGUCAGUCUUGUGCCUCCCCUCCACCACAGACGGGGGCUGGAGCCCAAGCCCUCUCCCUCCACAGCUGCUCUUUGCAGGUGGGGAGGAGCCAGGGCCCAGCUUUAGCUUUAGCUGGAUUGUGGGUCCCCUGCCAGCAGGGAGGGUUUGGCUCUCAGUUCCUCAUAGUGGGUUCCCUUGGGCCAGGCCUGCAACUUUUUGCAUGUGCCACCUUCAGUGGGAACCACACCCAAAGAGACCACUCUGGGCCACGUCGCCUGUGCCUUGUACACCCGAUCCUCUGUCUCCAGUGCUCCUUGCACACGGCAGCGGCAAGCCCAAGUCCCUUGUCCUCAGAAUUCCCCCCCACGUCCCCAGGUGCCUCUGGGGAUUUAUUUCCUCUUGGCCAGGAUGCACCUGGUCCUGAGAGGAGGACCGAGGAAGUUUGGAGACCUGGGCCUUGUGAUGCCAUGGACUGUGGAUGGAGAAUGUGCAGUUAUUUAUUUUGUGUACUCAGUCUGUAAAGGUAUCCUCUGUACUCAAUAAACAGGCUGCCUUCCCCAGGGAAAGCUGCCGCUUCAUUCUGACA
Bubalus bubalis (water buffalo) is the source of this 3694-nucleotide messenger RNA. It is a transcript of the gene PSKH1, whose product is annotated as protein serine kinase H1. Bases 410 to 1762 code for a protein of 450 amino acids. Gene Ontology annotation, molecular function: ATP binding; protein kinase activity. The record is from RefSeq and is a predicted model, not a curated record. The transcript has 3 exons. Gene Ontology annotation, biological process: protein phosphorylation. Lineage: Eukaryota; Metazoa; Chordata; Mammalia; Artiodactyla; Bovidae.